Capsaspora owczarzaki ATCC 30864 is the source of this 2961-nucleotide messenger RNA. RefSeq lists its product as hypothetical. NCBI's taxonomy places the organism in Eukaryota, Filasterea, Ministeriida, Capsasporidae. The record is from RefSeq and is a predicted model, not a curated record. Bases 1 to 2961 code for a protein of 986 amino acids. The transcript is spliced from 16 exons.
AUGUCCCAGCCAACAGCACCAACUCACAGCCCAGAACAUGGCGCCUCCUCCGGGCCCGCAUCAGCAGCGGCAGGCAACCAGCAGCUGCAGCUGCCUGUCGCGCAGCAGCAAAGUGGCGUUUUGCGUUCGAGAACGACGUUGCUCCCCAGCGGCACCAGCGGCUUCCUUGCGCCGUCCGUCCUGGCAUCGCGAGGAAGCAUGCUGGGUUCCAGACUCCUUCCGCAUGCAGCUGGGCAGCCAGAAGCAGCGGGAGACGCACAAACGUCGCUUGCGAGGAAUUGGCGUUCAUCUGGAGUGAAACAACAGAGCGCGCCAAAUUCGUCCUUCCAGUCGUCUCCCUUCUUGUCGUCCUCUCCCACCGCCGCGAGUCAGGGUGCCGCUGCAUCGAGUGGUGCAGCGGCCAGUAGCGUUCUGAAUGCGGAUCUUGGGAGGGGCGCCAACGUCGCUGCUGCCAGGCUUCCAGCGGCGUCGAGCGGAACACUUCUCCCGCGCAAUUCUGUUCUUCCUUCGGGAACACCCCAUUCUGAGCCGCGGUCCUCGGAGCCGGCUUACUCCAGUCCUUCCGGGCUUUCGCGGUCCAAAGACGCAGCCAGCAGCGGAGCAGCCACAAUGAUGCUGAUGCCACCGCCACAGAUCAUUCCCACCGUCAACCCUGCUCGCGACCAGUACGAGCAACUGAAGGUGGCUCUGGACAAGAUCAACUCGCAGAAGCGCACGUCCGAAUUUCGAAUGUCCCAAAAUGAGGAAGAGCUGAAAAAGUCACAGCAAACUGUGGCGCAUCAGUCCAAGCUGCUGCAAGAACUGCAGGCGUCGAGCGAAAGGACGGCGUACCGGCUUGAAGACGAACGACGCAAGGGCGAGCAUCUGCAGCAACGUAUUGCGACCACUCGAGAGCUGUGCAUGCAGCUUGACAACCAAGUCACCGAAGUUCAGCAGACCGUUCAUCAAGCCGAAAAUGACAGAAAGGUGGUUGCAGAACGCAUCGUCAGCUACACUCAAGAACUGCAUACCGUGCGCAGCGCGCUCGAAAAGGCCACGGAGCAACUUGAGCGUGUGCACGAGAUGAACGAGCGAUUGCGAGUCAACAACGAUCGCUUGGAGAGUACGCUCAAGCAGGAGCAAGAAUCUUGGGCGGUCAAGCUCGCCGCGUUAGAGCAGAAGAUGGCUGAAAGUCAACAGGAACUUCAAGAGUCCCAAACGCUGGCAACAUCCCGCGAAGUGGAGCUCACAAAUGCACAUUUGGCGCAAGCUGCCCAGCUCAAAGAACUUGGCCAGCAAUGCCAAGCGCACAAGCAGCUGACAGAGACGCACGAGCUGUUGCAGCAGGAGCACAUGGAGAAGCUGCAAGAGCUCGCGAGCAUGGUGCUGACUCUUCAAGCGAACCAAACGCGCCUCGACGCAACGGAAACGGAACUCGACGAGAUGAAAACUGCUCAUCUUGAAACGAUCAACCAACUGGCCGGCACUCGGACAGAGCUCGCGUCUGUCACCGAAGCGCUUCAAAGUGAGAACGCCAAGCUCCAAUCCCGCCUGGACACUGCUCAGCAGCGAAUUGACCUUCUUCAGUCGGAAGCCGGCAUGGUCAUGGACGCGGCUGCCACGCUGAAGCCGGGUCUUGUCGAGCUGCAGAAGCAGACUGCAGACUUUGUUGACCGCAUGCACAAGCUUGAUUUCAUGCCAGACACGGCAGUGGCCACUUUGGAAGAGUUUCAAGACGGCAGCACCACGGAUGCAACCGUCGAGCUUUUGCAAGUCAGCGUCAAGUGCAUUGCCGCAUGCUCUGCAAUUCUUCAUCCUGUCGGCGUCAGCAUUGAAAGUAGCGUGAUUCAGGCACGUUCUGAGAACGCAAAGUUGGUCGAGCAACACCAAACGGCGGUCGCACAAACGCAGUCAGAAGCGGCGAACGCGUUCGACUGGCAGUCUGCGGCAAAGCUGGCUCAGAGCUCUGUUGCAGAGCUCACCACGCGUCUCCAGAACAAAGAACAAGAGUUGUCCGAGAGCAUGCACCGCGUCAUGUCAAUGGAUGAACAGCUUGCCGAGAGUCAAGUCGUGCUCAAUGCCGAACGACAGGAAACGGAAAAACUCAGACUGGAGCAGCAGCAGCUCGAAAUGCAAUGCUCAACCCUGCACGCCCGAGAACUGGAAAUUGCCAAGCUGCAGAACGACCUGCGCAUCGCUCGAAUGCACAGCGCUGCUCCCCAACCGAUGGCAGCAGCUGCGCGUCCAUUCCCGAGCGACGAGCCUCAGACCUUGAAUGCAUGGCUCACCGAAGCUGGGCAAAACACCCUGCCAGAGCUGGCUGCCAGUCCAGCACGAAUGAUGACACCUGGACGCUUUGCAUCGCCUCAGCCACUGCAGCGUUCCCGGCCGAGCCAGGAGCAAAAGACACCCGUGGCCUCCCAGACUCUGUACUCGCAGGAGCGGUCCAGUGUGAAGCGCACACAUGCGGAACCUGCCCAGCGAGGCUUUGUCGCUCCACAGGCACCAGCGCGUGGUGCUCCCGCCAAAAAGAGUCUCACGAACGACAUUCUCAUGAAGGAGUACUACGAAUCCCGGGGCUUGCUUGCGCCUCUCGAUGUCGAAGAAGAGGAAGAAGAGGCAAUCCAUGCCCGACAUGCUGCGGGCGUCAGAUCGCAGCAUGCAGAUCUGCACCCACCCGCCCAGCUCUCCCAACCAAAGCAUUUGGAGACACCACGACCACGCAACACGUUGCUUUCGACAAAUCUCCGGCAGCCCCCUCCUGCAGCUGCCCCUCCCAAAGCCCCUGUCAUGGCAUUGAACGGUCGUCCGAAAGCGAUUGCCAACCGCGCCGGACCAUCAGACAGGGCCAGUGUGUUCCAGCCCAUCCCCACGAAUGCUUUGGCCCCGGAAUCGUCCGCCAUGGCAAAGAAGCGCGCCCCUUCGGUGUCUUCUCUCUGGUUGGAAGACUCUGACGACGUGUUUGGUUUUCGCGGUACAUGA